Anopheles gambiae (African malaria mosquito) is the source of this 4308-nucleotide messenger RNA. RefSeq lists its product as uncharacterized. The transcript is spliced from 2 exons. The record is from RefSeq and is a predicted model, not a curated record. The coding region runs from base 1530 to 2501 and encodes 323 amino acids. Gene Ontology annotation, molecular function: protein binding. NCBI's taxonomy places the organism in Eukaryota, Metazoa, Arthropoda, Insecta, Diptera, Culicidae.
UCAAGGUAUGCUAAUAAUAUUGAUGAUUGCAUGGCCUCCGGGAGGAAAUUAAAGUUAUCAUGCUUCUUUUCUUCCCAAACUUUCAACGUCAUCUAAAAAUGUCAGCUCGAUACUAUGGAAUGUUCCCGACUGUGCGAUAAAGCUCAAAGCACUCAAUUUUGCUUUCUAGAAUCCUUGGUGAGUAUUACAAUAUCGAACAUAAUAAAAAUAAGUGUGACUAGUUUCACUUCCAGAAAUGGUCGUUCAAAGUCACUACGACUCAGAGCCAUAAAGUAACCAUCAUCUAGGAAUAUGCGAAAUAAAGACGACAGCAGUGUUCGUCUUUCUUUAUCAUAAUGAAUUUGUAUUUUUAUAUUUCAUAGAAGAUGUUGUUCAAUUUAGAUAUUUUUGUAGUUGCAUAACGUUACAUUAUGCAGUUACAUUAUUUACGCAGUAUGUAAAAAUUACUCACAGACAGUAGUUAAAAGCUAUAAAUGAUAUGAUCAUACGCAUAACACAAAAUUUAACCCAAAAGUAGCUUCAAGAUCGUUCAACUGUUCAAUGCGGAAAUUUUGUUUGUUUCGUUACUUGUAGUAAUAAACUGAUAUAAAACAAAAACAUUUUUUAUGCCUUUCUUCAGGUACGACUUGUUGAAAAGAGAGGAUCAAUUGGGAGAAACAUUACCGGUAACCGGAUUCGGUAAGAAUGUUACAUUAUGGGGUCGGAAGACGACCGGUUUUGUGUUGGUCAUUGAUUGGAACAUUAGAGCAGUGACGGAAAAAUGUAGAGAAAGAAUAUUAUUCCCCAAUGCCAGGCGGGCUACGAUGCUAAACGGCAACUGGGUCAACGGCAUCGACACACUUCAGCGGGUACUGUUUGCUAACAACGCGUUUUGCGCGUGAGAGGUUAACGUGGUGCUGAACCACAUCGUGUGUACUCCUCCGCUGUGUUCUACAUUUAUCUGUUCUGCUUUAAAUCUUUUCAUUAGUGGCUUGUUUAUUAGAAUUUAUUCCUAUCUACUCACCAACAGCGUAUGGCCAUUGGUCGUUCAUCGCAGUGGCAUUAUACAGAUAGUUAGAGUAGUUAAGCUAUUAACUAUGACAAAAUGAAAAUAAGUGCAUGCUAACCCAUAACAUUAUGAAUUUAAUCACAAAUCUUCCUGUCGUAAUCAAUAAAGUAUGCGUACUUUGUGUGAAUUGCCAAAAGCACAAAUCAAAACCUGGAACAGUUUCAGGUAUUACAAGAGGUAUUAAGUGUGCGUAACGGAUACCAAUUGCCGAAAACAUUUCUUUUUUUUUUCGAAUAGGACCGACUCAUAAUGGUAGCGUAUUUUACGACAUUAAACCCAAUUUCAACCUAGUUGAAAACAAAUUAAGCCCAUGCUCGGGACUCUAUUCAUUGGAAUCGUGUAUUCAAGAGCAGUUCAAACUCGCUAGACACAUUAUUCGUACUAUUAGCUUCCGUGUAGCGAGUGGUGAUAUAAAUAUAAAGUAUUGCGAAUAGAACAUAAUCCCAAUUAUUCGUCCCUAUUGGUAUAAGGUGGUUAUGAUAUGUGUUUGUUGGUGUUUUUUAAAAGUUGUGCAUUGCUUGCAAUCCUGGCUGCCCGAGCAAUGUGCUUUAAGUUCCACUGCCAAGUUACGGAAUGCUACGUGUCCAGUCUGAUCCCUGAACUAGAGGGAAUAUACGUGCUUAGUUACAUACCGCAAACAAUAAAAAAAUUAACAUUUGACAACCUACGCAUGGACAGCGUUGGUCCUUAUGUACUGUACAAAGUUCCCGCAACAGUGCAAACGUUAACCAUAAUAAGUUCUCCGGCAAUGAAACAUCUCCACAUACCGAGCAACUUGUCGGCUUCUGAGUUGUACAUAACACGUACUGGUAUCAAUUCGGUUCACUUUGAAGAAAAUAUCUCAUUAAAUACGGUAAUAAUUUCACCUUGUGGAUUAGAACAACUACCAUUCACUUUAGGGAAUUUAAAAAAACUAGCCUUUUUCCGAAUCAGCAACUCCCAAAUACAGGUACUGUAUAUUCAACAGUUGCGACUUGCCAAGAGUGUUGAAAAGCUGAUGGUAGUAAGAAGCCGCAUACACACCAUCAUAAUUGAUUCCCCUGAAAGAUGUUGCGAUCGAUUAGAUGAGCUAGAUUUGCAAAAAAAUUUACUUACAAGUAUCGAUUUUGCGACAUUUGAUCCUCUCCACCGGUUGCGAGUGCUUAUUUUAGCGGACAACAGCAUAGAGAUGCUGGUGGGAAGUCCAAGCAACUCCGCGUUAGAAUACCUGGUUUUGACAAACAAUCACAUAAAGCAUAUAGCUUUUUGCGGUUGGAAUCCACUACCGAGCCUUAUUUCAGUUAAUCUUAAAAAUAAUAGAUUGGCAAAGGAACCUAGCUGUUUGGAGAAUUUGAGCACCAAUACCACCGUAUAUGUUACACUUUAUGGAGGGACGAUGGAAAAGUUUGUUGAGCUGAAAAAUCGCUCUCAGUCAAAACUAAGGUUUUGUUUGACUUUUUUCCCUUGUGAGUGACCAAGCAGUGAUCAUAAAAAUAUAAUAGUUUUCUUCAAUUAAGAAAAAAACAUAAGUUAUUGGAAUUAUGUUUUCAUACACAUAAAUUGUUGAUCAGGAAAUUGUUAUGAAAACUGAAUGAUUUAAAUUUGUGGUAUUCAGGCAGGCUGUAGAAAUACAACUGAAAUAAAUGAAUUAAAGGAAAUGAUUUGAAUGGUAUUUUUGACACUCAUCACUCAUUCAUACCUGGAGAAUAUAAAUUACACAACUCUGAACAUUCCCAUCAUACUCCACAUAUACUCAUGCAAUAGAGUGGACUGAUCUCACGCCUGUUGUAAGUCACACUUGGAGAAGUGAGAAUGUUAAAAAGUUAUAUCACAUGGUGUUUAUGUAAUUUCCCCACGAAUAUCACUAUACCAUAAAAAAGCUGUAUUAAUAUUCGAGAAGAUCUUCAAUAUUAAAAAUAAUGUCAAGAGUAACAUAACAAAAACCUUAAAGCCAUUUUUUAAAAUAGGCCUUUGGCAAUGCUGAAUGGAAAGGUAAAAUAUGCGAUGGAACAGAUACAUCAGGCUUGCACUAUUCUUCCGAUGCCCUAAUGAAGUACCAGCAGCUCAAACGAAACGAAGGUAAAGAAAACUAGAAAUGUUUAGCUAAGACUCUGUUUUUUAAGCUAUAAAGACACCACUGCCGAUGCAGGGUGUAUCAUUAAACGCACAAUCACUAUCUUCUCAAGUACCGCUGUUGCAUCGGCAGUGCCAAGAGGAAGCAAUAGUAAACCGGUAUGACUAGAGCUGCAUUAUCAUUGGUGGCUGGAUGGACGGUGAGUGGUAAUGAACUUGAAGAAAUGGUUCCAAGUGGCACUCCCAUUUACAUAAAUAGUGAUUUAUAUCUCUGUCGUGGCAACCGGUGCUCCUAGCUCAUCCACAUCAGUUAACAACGAGUCAAUACAUUCCCAUGUGCUGGACUGUAGAAAGGGAUCAACAACAUUUCUUAUGUCACUGGAAUGUCGUGUUACGACUUGUCUUCGUUUUGACGCAAUGAUGAAGCGGUUCCUACGGAAUACAUCCGGCAGUACAGCGCACAAUGUCCCAUCUUUGCGACGUCUUUACUGCUGGUGAGUUUCACGCCAAAGGAUGGCUCGUACGCUCGGUGAGGUUAUGGGUGCAAAGCACUUGCGGAACGAUGUGGCAAUGCUAACACCAUUCACAAGGGAUAGCUAGCGCUAAUUAUUAUACAAACUAAGACGCACCCAAUUAGUCAUUUUCGAAACGGUAAUCAAGCUACAGGCCUAUGUAGUCAAAAGCUCCUAGAGCCAAAUCUAAGUGCCUUGCUGUCUUGUCUGUAGACGCAUCCUUUCAUUCGUUCAUACUUAUUUGUACUAUUUUUAAAGUGAUAUACGAGUUUAGUGUAGGAAAAAUACUGUUGAAAUUAUUUCUGACUACCAAACAGGCUAGGUGCGUGGUUUUGGAUAGCUAGGUGCGUGGUUUUGGCUAGCUUUGGUGCGUAACAUCAUUUGUUUAUGAUCAUAUGAAAAGAACAGUUUAUGAAAUGAAAAAUAUUACCUAGAAUUAAGAUUUAGAAACAUUAUAUAGAACGGUCCGUAUAGACUGAUAGUCGGCCAACUGUAUGGUUGAAAGAGCAAAAUACUAUAUAAAAACACACUCGUAGGGUUCUACGUGGAAAGCCAAAUUGAGUGACUAGCUUACAAACUUGUGCCAAUUCUUUGAAUCGUUAAAAUAUAAAGUAGGCGUAUCUAGCUCGCGUCAAAAUUUUCCGAACACUUUCUCGAGCGAUCGAGUUUGAACCCCUUUCUAAAUAGAGUGUUAAA